Molecule: messenger RNA, 1489 nt
Organism: Cervus elaphus (red deer)
Lineage: Eukaryota; Metazoa; Chordata; Mammalia; Artiodactyla; Cervidae
Gene: CCDC106
Product: coiled-coil domain containing 106
Exons: 6
Coding region: 183-1019 (278 amino acids)
Cellular component (GO): nucleoplasm
Source: RefSeq, a predicted model, not a curated record
CUCACCACCGCCUCCGCCCCGCCCGCGGGUGGGUGGUCGCUUCCUUUCGCUCCCCGUCACUCUUUGCAGACGCUCCCCGGCGCCGGGCAUGUGCGCCGACGCCGUCGGUCCCCGGGCCGGAUUCCGCGCGCGGGUGGUGGCCCUGAGGCGCUCAGCUGCCGGGGUCUGCAGAAGGCCGCACCAUGAACAGCCGGAGGAGGCCAGUGAAGAAGGACAGCGAGGCCUUGGAGAUUUCCAUCCCGUUCGAUGAGACGCCCCACCUGGACCCACAGAUCUUUUACAGCCUGAGCCCCUCUCGGGGGAACUUCGAGGAGCCGGCGGAGGCUGCUUCCCCGACAGCGGCCCUGAUGAAUGGCGUCCGGGCCCAGCUGCACCUGGCCCUGGAGAGGAACUCCUGGCUGCAGAAGCGCAUUGAGGACCUGGAGGAGGAGCGGGACUUCCUGCGGUGCCAGCUGGACAAGUUCAUUUCCUCUGCGCGACUGGACACAGACGACCACUGCCGGGGGAAGCCAGGGCCUCGGCGGGCCGAGGGGGACGGCCGAGGGGGGACCGGGGGCGAGGCCUCAGACCCCGAGUCGGCCGCCUCCUCGCUCAGCGGGGCAUCUGAAGAAGGCAGCACCGUGGAGAGAAAGAGGCAGAGGCAGAAAGGAGACCCAGGCCGGCGGCGCUUCGGCAAGCCCAAGGCCCGGGAGAGGCAGCGGGUGAAGGACGCAGACGGGGUGCUCUGCCGCUACAAGAAGAUCCUGGGCACCUUCCAGAAGCUGAAGAGCAUGUCGCGGGCUUUCGAACACCACCGAGUAGACCGCAACACGGUGGCACUGACCACGCCCAUCGCGGAGCUGCUCAUCGUGGCCCCGGAGAAGCUGGCCGAGGUGGGCGAGUUUGACCCCUCCAAGGAGCGCCUGCUUGAGUACUCGCGCCGCUGCUUCCUGGCCCUGGACGAGGAGACCCUCAAGAAGGUGCAGGCCCUCAAGAAGAGCAAGCUGCUGCUUCCCAUCACAUACCGCUUCAAGCGGUGAUCCUACCCCACCCGGCCCGGCGCCCGCCCUCCGGCCCCUGCUUCCCUUGCCCGGCGUGCGGGGCCGGCGUGUGCACGAGUGGUGGGCCCCCACGAGGGCGGCUCGUUUCCGCGCGGACCGCCACCCCCUCCCAAGGCCCCCUGUACAUAGGCCUGUCCCCUGGGCCUCUCACAGCCCUAGCGUCCACCCUGCCCUCCGCCUUCCCUGGGUUGGGGGCGGUCCUCGCUUAGUCACGCUUCCAAGAGGACCACCAUCCAGGGCCCGGUUCUGUCUUCCCUGACCACUGGCACCCCCGCACCUAAGCGGCACCGUCUUGCCCUCGCUGGGCCCUCCCUCCUGGGAAGACUGCGGGACCCUGCGGGGCGAGGCCACUGUACACACCCCGCCCGCACCCCAGCCCCGCCCGAGUUCACGUGAGACAGAGCUAUUAAGAGAAUUUAAAUUAAAAAGAUGAUAAAAUUUGGAAUAAA